Messenger RNA from Ambispora leptoticha, 522 nucleotides. The record is from the annotation of a GenBank genome assembly. NCBI's taxonomy places the organism in Eukaryota, Fungi, Glomeromycota, Glomeromycetes, Archaeosporales, Ambisporaceae.
AUGACUACACAUCUGAUUGGAUGGACCAUGAUUUCACUUACUUUUACUUCAAGUGUAGAAUGUAGUCGAUUUAGCAAACAAUAUACAUUUAUUACAAUUCCAAUCCAGGUAUUAAUCAUAAAACAUCAUCCUGAAUUUCCUAAUCAUAUCAUGUUAGGAUUUGAUUGGUUUACUAGUCGAAAAUAUGAUGAUGAAGAGCUCCAGAUAUAUAGAGCAGAAAUUAUAACUGACGCAGAGGAUAGUUGGGUAAGGACAACUCUUUGUAUCAAAAAUCUUGCCGAAAGAAAAGGAAAAUCCAUAGUAGUACCUGUGUAUGAAUUUGAUAGAAGCGAAGCUUCAUUGCUACAUAAUAAUCAGUCAGGUUCUUCUGAUUCCUGCUUACAGCAAAAUAAAAGCAAGAAAAAUAAGAUCAAGUAUUCUAUUAUAGAAUCGGAAUUAGAUACUAACUCUGAUACUUCUGAAUCAGGCAUUUUUUCAUCUAGUUCAGGAUCAAAAGAUACACACAUAUAUAAGAGUGUGUGA